CCAACAAGGAAAGCGCCUGUAAAUAUGUGCCGUAUAAAUACGCUCCGCGUCGGCCAUUGCUGCAGUGGUUGGGUUCCCGCCAAAGUGUCUACACUUACGGGUUUUCUAUAAACAUGGCUGUAAAAGUAUUUCUCCUCUUCGCUGCGACCGCCGCUUUGUGCGCCGCUCAGCCCGUGGACAGCAAUCUGCCGGUCCUCAAGGAGGCUCCCCGCGAAGUCACCUUCCGGGUGUCCGCCAAAGCUCACCCCUUCACCAUCCCCUGCGCCACCACCACGCCCAACGACAAAGUUGUCUACGCCUGGACGAAAAACGGCAAACCAUUCCCCGUCAACGAGAAAUCCCAAGACAUCAAAAUGCGCGCCGGCGAAGGGACUCUCAUCUUCAACAACCCCAAGGACUCGGACGAGGGCGUAUAUCAAUGCCUGGCCACGUCGACUGAAGGCGUCGCUAGUUCUAGACCCAUCAGCGUCAAGAAAACCUUCGUAGAUAUCCCGAAGUACUCCCUUCAGAAGCAUACGCCUGAAGAAGGCAAGCCGUUCAAAAUGGAAUGCUCAGUAACCAAAGCCUACCCUAAGCCGGUCAUUGAAUGGUACAGACAAGGCAAGGAUGGUAAAUACUUGGAUAUUAUGGUGAAGAGGCUGCUGGAAUCGCCUGAGGGUGACCUGUACUUUACUAAUGUGACUAGGGAAGAUGUUUCUAAGGAUGUGAAGUAUGUGUGCUUGGUUGCCACGCAGGCUGCAGAUGACAAGUUGGUCGCCGCGGAACAUAUCAUUGAGGACCUGACUCCAGCCAAGGGCCCCAAGAGCGGAGAGCUGACGCCGCAGUACCUGAGCAAGGACAUGACCGCCAAGACUGGAGACAUCGCCGUCAUGAUGUACUGCAUCUACGGUGGCACCCCCAUGGCCCACCCCGACUGGUUCAAGAUCUCCCGCGACGGAACCCGCACCAACGUGAACGGGCAGCCAGGAGACCGCGUGACGCACCGCAACCGCAGCGCGGGCCGCCGCCUCUGGAUCACCAAGGUGUUGGCCGAGGAUGACGCGACGUAUGAGUGUGUCGCGAACAAUGGUGUCGGCAAGCCGCAGAGCCAUAAGAUCAAGCUGACUGUCCAACAUGCCCCUGAGUUCACGAAGCAGCCAGAGCCCGUGAUGCUGGCCAAGGUUGGAGACGACGUCACCAUUCCCUGCAAAGUUCGCGGCGCCCAAAGAAUAUCCUGGUCGUUCAAUGGACAACCCCUUGGAGUCAAAGAGCCCACGGACACCCUGACCCUGAGCAAGGUGCAGAAGAAGGACAACGGGUACUACGCCUGCAUGGGGACCAGUGACGUCGGAGACGUCUACGCGGAGACCCUAGUGCACGUCGCUUAGAUGUUUCACUUUAACUUUAUUCUCUUGUAGUAGUACCAGGCUUGUCUCACUCCGCGAUUUCGUCGCUUUGCUACAGGUAGCUAAAAGUACAUCCGUUCCACCCCAAUUUUGGGGAAAGCCAUGAGCCGCGCGUGGCGCUGUCGCCACCUAGCGGCCAUAACUGUCCUGAUCGUAACAGACGCGUUUUGUUAGAGAGUGAGUCUUCUGUACCUAGUACUAUUAUUUAUUCUGUAGUCGUACCUAGUAGUAGUAAAACACUUUAUUUUCAAAAAAAAAAACUUAAAACAUGAAUCAUUUGUACAAAGGCUGUUGUAAAGGGUAUGUUGUUUUGGCUGUUGUUAGGUUGAUAAGUUAAAUACCGAGGCCUAUACCGUCGAGGACCUGUUUAAGACUAUGUAGGAGCAUUCCAUGAAAUUGUCUACCGUUGUCCCGUACAAACGCGAAGUUUCUGAAGAUUUAGAGGUAUAAGAGUUUCCUUUUCUAUGACAAAUGGUCAAAAAUAUGCACAGAAAUAUAAUCGCCUGCUUUAAAUGCCGAGAAAAAAGUCGCAACACAGGAAGUAAAAUGCGUUUGUACGGGAUAGCCCGUGGGUAUCGUCUUGGGUCGUCCCAUUCGUUUUUCGUCAAGUUCUUAAAUUAGUCCUAUUCUGCUUUCGUCACUCAUUCUACACACAUCACAAUCGUCGGUGGCGUUCAAUGUCGAAUGCGUGACGAAAGCAGAAUAGGACUAAUUUAAGAACUUGACGAAAAACGAAUGGGACAACCCAAGACGAUACCAGCCCGUGGAAUGCUCCUGUAGACUAUGUAGUGGUCGAGAUGCGGGAACUUAUAUGCGAGUAGCAUGUUUUAUGUUAUUUACUUGUGAGACAAAACAACUUUGAACUUUUAGUUUCGAAUUCAGUGUAUUUCAAAUUAGGAUCAAAGAUUCUCAGUCUACUUAUUUCGAAAGAGAUGUAUCAUACCAAUAAUUUAUUGACCUAACGAAGAAAAUUUUGUAUUGCUAUUUUAUAAGGAAUUUAAUAAAUAUACUUUACCAAUG
Molecule: messenger RNA, 2405 nt
Organism: Cydia fagiglandana
Lineage: Eukaryota; Metazoa; Arthropoda; Insecta; Lepidoptera; Tortricidae
Product: hemolin-like
Exons: 8
Coding region: 114-1367 (417 amino acids)
Biological process (GO): axon guidance; cell-cell adhesion
Cellular component (GO): axon; plasma membrane
Source: RefSeq, a predicted model, not a curated record